CAGACAGCCGGGAUUGGCGCUGACGAUGGGCGUGGAUUGGGAAACGUCCGUCAGCAAACAGACAUAUUUGUCAUUCCUCUCUCGGCGACCGUUGGAAUAAAAAUCUUUCUGAUUUUAUUUGAAUAAUCGCUUUUAAAUCCCGUAAUAGACAUUCGCAAACAUCAAGAUGUUCUACACGUGUGGACCCAACGAAGCCAUGGUUGUCAGUGGUUUUGGCCGCUCUCCUCCUUUAAUGAUUGCUGGAGGACGUGUCUUUGUUCUCCCAUGUAUUCAACAGAUCCAGAGGAUCACGCUCAACACGCUAACGCUCAACGUGAAGAGUGACAAGGUCUACACCCGCCGUGGCGUCCCCGUCUCUGUAACUGGCAUUGCACAGGUGAAGAUCCAGGGGCAGAACAAGGAGAUGUUGGCCACGGCCUGCCAGAUGUUCAUGGGCAAGUCGGAGGCGGAGAUUUCCCAGAUUGCCCUGGAAACUCUGGAGGGUCACCAGAGAGCCAUUAUCGCCCAUUUAACAGUGGAGGAGAUCUACCAGGACCGUAAGAAGUUCUCUGAGCAGGUCUUUAAGGUGGCCUCCUCUGACCUGGUCAACAUGGGUAUCGGUGUGGUCAGCUACACCCUCAAAGACGUCCACGAUGACCAGGACUACCUUAAUUCUCUGGGUAAAGCCAGAACAGCCCAGGUGCAGAAGGAUGCCAGGAUAGGAGAGGCUCAGUACAAACGUGACGCCGUCAUCAGGGAGGCGCACGCCAUGCAGGAGAAGGUGUCUGCUCAGUACAAGAAUGAAAUUGAAAUGGCAAAAUCCCAGCGAGACUACGAGCUGAAGAAGGCGGCCUACGAUGUUGAGGUCAACACCAAGAAGGCGGAGUCAGAGAUGGCCUAUCAGCUUCAGGUGGCCAAGACAAAGCAGCGCAUCGAAGAGGAGAAGAUGCAGGUUCAGGUGGUGGAGCGGUCUCAGCAGAUCCUGCUGCAGGAGCAGGAGAUCAUCCGCAAAGAGAAUGAGCUGGAGGCCAAGGUGAAGAAGCCCGCUGAAGCUGAGAAGUACCGUUUGGAGAAGCUGGCUGAGGCUCAGCGUCUGCAGCUCAUCAUGGAGGCAGAGGCCGAGGCCGAGUCCAUCAGAGUCAAAGGUGACGCCGAGGCUUUCGCCAUUGAGGCCAAGGGUCGUGCCGAUGCAGAGCAGAUGGCCAAGAAGGCCGAGGCCUUCCAGCAGUACAAAGAUGGAGCCAUGGUGGACAUGCUGCUGGAGCAACUGCCUCUGAUGGCAGAGGAAAUCAGCAAGCCACUGUGUCAGACCAAGAAGAUCACCAUGGUGUCCAGCGGCGGCUCAGAGGUCGGGGCGGCCAAACUGGCAGGAGAAGUCCUGGAAAUCAUGAACAGACUUCCUGCCACCAUCGAAAAACUGACAGGAGUGAACAUCGCUCUGAAUCAUACGACUGGUGUCCAUUAAGGAGGAGGCGGAGACUUGAAGGAGGCGGGGCUUCGUCACGCCUGCUGACAGCAGCAGCUUCACUCCUCUUCACCACUGUCAUGACUACGGCAGCAUCAUCAUCAUCAUGUUGUACCUGCAUGUGUUCAACUCCAGUGUCUGUUUUGUUACCUCAGUUAUUCUCUAGGGGGCAGCAAAAACAAGCGUACACGGUCAGAGUGUCAAUGAAUGCAUCUGUGUUUUUGUGGAGCACGAAUGUUUUUACUUUCUCGUCACAAUCGCCUCAUCAUCCCCUCUGAGGGACCACUAAUAGAAACCUUAGACAUUUGUUUUUAUCAUUUUUAAGUUAGAAAAUUAUUUUAGUUUUUUAAAUUUUUUUUAAUUUCUGUGCCUUUUAAAUUUACCGAAUGCUGUUGUGACCUCCUAACACCUGCCCCUCCCUGUACUCUUUGCUUGACAUAACCAAACGUCACUGUUCAAAAAGGUCAACUAGUCCUACGUGGUAACUUGGCGAUAACUGACUACUACACAGAGCCAAGGUCUGUUUGUAAGUGGAUGAAUUCUCAGCUACAGAUUGAAGGAAAAGGAAGUGGUCGGUGGAACGAUGCGUCUGAGGUUUUAUGAAGAAGGCGGUGAAAGUGUGUGGCAGGAACGCGUCCUGACGUCUGUAUCGUCUCACAGUAAAGUAGGACAGCUAACUAACUCACUAACCAACAUGUUGCUUUGAUGUGCUUGUCGUACGAAACCACAGCCAGUAUACUCUGCUGUGUGUCCUUCUGUUUUCUAGCUGCUGUUGUAUAUGAAGCAGAUGUUAGUUUUGUAUCUGUAGAGAUUGUUGCUCCAGAACCUCUGGAAAUUUAAGGAGUUUUUUUUUUUUUUUACCCACAGUUUCCUCCGAUGCCUUUCAACCUAACUGUAUGUUUUCCAGCUGAAAGCCAUAAUCAUCUCUGCUACCUUCAAGUGCCUGGUGAAAAACUCCUCAACUGCCAUGUCACUGUGGCUCCACUUCUGUCAGGGAAAAACUCUGAAGCCGUCAGCCCUCACUGACGGCUGUCAAUCAAACCUGAAAGCUAUUCUUUGUACGUUCUGAGACUUUGCUGAUCAAUGUGCCGUUUGCUGCAUGUUUCUAUUUUUCACAUGACUGGGUCGAUAUAAAUGUGUGAAGAUUAUACUGUAGUUAGUGUUAUGUUUCCAACACCUGAUGUGUAGUCAAAUGUUUUAUGAUACAGUAGACAAUAAAAUGUGACCUAAUCACAGGA
This is a messenger RNA of Cynoglossus semilaevis (tongue sole), 2682 nucleotides long. It is a transcript of the gene flot1b, whose product is annotated as flotillin 1b. Gene Ontology annotation, molecular function: protease binding. NCBI's taxonomy places the organism in Eukaryota, Metazoa, Chordata, Actinopteri, Pleuronectiformes, Cynoglossidae. The transcript is spliced from 13 exons. Bases 167 to 1444 code for a protein of 425 amino acids. Gene Ontology annotation, cellular component: plasma membrane; cytoplasmic vesicle; flotillin complex. The record is from RefSeq and is a predicted model, not a curated record. Gene Ontology annotation, biological process: protein kinase C signaling; positive regulation of endocytosis; protein localization to plasma membrane.